Molecule: messenger RNA, 3189 nt
Organism: Paramecium tetraurelia
Lineage: Eukaryota; Ciliophora; Oligohymenophorea; Peniculida; Parameciidae
Exons: 6
Source: RefSeq, a predicted model, not a curated record
AUGAGUGACUCAAUAGACUAAUUGGAAAACUUUCAUGGUCCCAAUUUGAUGAUGGUUUCUCAAAGAAUUUUACUUGGAGACGGGGAUAUUUGCUAAAAAUCUCCAGACAGUAACUCAUUUACUGUUCGAGACCAAUCAAAAGUUUAAGACUAAAGCAAAGACCUAAUGGAUGUUGUCCCAAUGGAUAUGCAUAAAUCAUAUAAAGGAUUGAAACGUUCAGAAUAUUAGUCCGCCUAUGCUAUUGACGAAGAAUUAGAAACUGGAGGUAAGCCAUAAUUUUUAAAACUUAUUAUCUCUAAAAGUCUACAAAAUAACUUCAUAAAUAAUUUAUGGAACAGAAGCUAUUUAAGGAAAUUGCAUCAGCUAACUCCUUUUUAAAUUUAAGCACUUGAUGAUUUAUAAUUUGAAAAUGAAGUUUAUUCGGAAGAAGAUUGUACCAAGAAGCAAAUAAACAUUUGUGAAAUUAUUAGAAAGUUCUUCCUUUAAUUAGAAGUCUUCACCCCAUAUAGUAAAUUAAUUUUUAUUUGGGAUUUGUUUUAAAUUUUCACAUAUGUUUUGAUAUUUUUUUGGCUGCCAUACAAGAUUUCAUUUUAAUUAGAAAACAUUGGAUAACUCCUAAACCAAAAAUCACAAAACCAAAUGAUUGAGAUCAUCCUUUUGACAAUUCUAAGUUUCGAUGUUGUGGUUGGAUUGAAUUUAGCAUUCAUUUAUAAAGGAAUAAUAAUCAAAGAUAGAAAGAGAAUCAUAGUUAAUUAUUUUAAGCAAUAUGCAUUUGUAGACCUUGUCUCAAUAAGCACAGUUACAAUUCAAUUCUUUAUUUUAAAUGACAGUUAAUAAGAUCGUGAUAUUGACAAUAACCUGACCCUUCAGAUCAUAUUUUGUUCCACAUUUUAUGUCUUGAGAAUGACAAAAAUUAAUAAAAUACUAGCGUAAAUUCAAGAAUUUUUCAAUUUAAAUGGAUCCUUAAAUGAUUUAGUUGGAUUACUAAAACUCACAAUGAUCAUAUUAUUUAUUGCUCAUAUUUGUGCAUGUGUAUGGCAUGGAGUAGCCUUUUACAAUGAUUCAUAUUCUUGGGAUUCAGGGAAUGGAUCGAAAUAUAAUACAGCUAUAUAUUGGGCUACAAUGACAAUGACAACAGUGGGAUAUGGAGAUAUAACUGCAAAGAAUGAUGCUGAAUUAUUGAUUAAUAAUCUGACAAUGUUUAUAGCCUCAAUUGUUUUUGCCUAUUCAGUAAAUAGUAUAGGAAUAUUUGUGUCAAACAUGUAUAAAGGAACUAUGGAAUACAGUAGAAGUGUUACUCUAAUCAAUACUUUUAUGUCUAAAAAUAGUAUUCAAUUUGAACUUCAGACUAGAAUAAGGAGUUACUUGGAAUAUAUUUGGUAGGAGGAAUAAAACAUGAAUGACGAUGAGGUUUCUUAAAUCAUUUGUAAAUUAAGCAGUCAUUUAUAAGAUGAACUCUAAUUUUAAUUAAGAGGAAAUAUACUCAGAAAUUGUAAAGUGAUGGUCAAGAUAUUUUCUGAAAAAAUGAUCAAGUGUUUAUUAGGAUAAAUGGAAGAACAGAGUUUUUCACCUGAAGAGAGGAUUAUUACUAUUAAUUAAAUUGAUGAUAGUUGUUUAUAUAUAAUUACAAAAGGAGAAAUCGAAUUGAUAUUUGAAGGCAUGAACAACCUAAAUGAAAGAGUCAAAAGAAACAGUUUGAAAUAUCUUUCUUAAGGUGAUUUCUUUGGUGAACUUUCAUUUUUUACAGGAGAACCUAGAAAAUGCACUGCCAUUUCAAGAGGGUUCACAAAAGUAUUUAAAAUAAAAAGAGAAAACUUCUUGAAGAUAUUAUCCUCAUUUCCUAAUGAUUAUGAAAAGUUUUGUGAAGUGAAACAUUAAUUAAAAUAAGGAGAUUUUAAUUCUUUGUAGAUUUAAUGCUACAGUUGUUAAAGUACUUCUCAUUUAAUUGAUUCUUGCAAUUACCUCCAUUUUUGUGCAGAUAAAGAAGCAAUAUUAAAGAAAGAACUUUAUCCUUAUAGUCAAUCUCGUUCUGGAAUAAUUGUUCGAGGUGCAAAACCUUAUAGACAUAAAUGGAGUCAACUGAAAUAUUUAGUUUAGAGAGCUAAAGACUUUUAAAAUGAUUUUUAUUAAUAGCCAACUGAUUUUGAAAAUGAGGAGAAUGAAUAGCCUUCACAAAUUGCUAAUGACAAUUACACUUAUGAAGACGAAUCAAAAGUUGAAAUUGAUGUACCUUCAACACUGAAUCAAAGGAGUAAUUCUAGAACAUUGAGUAGAGUUAGUCAAAAGCCUAAUCAGGUAGGUAAUGAGGAAGAUGAUGAAUCAAAAUUAUACACAAGAAAGGUAGUCAAUCCAAGAGGGACAGUGUAGACAGCAGGAUUUGGAAGUGCUAGUUUAAGGGAAAGCAAAAAGUUUGAAUUAACUAAAGAUUAUGAAAUAGAAUAACCAAUUUCCGAAGAAUCAUCAUCAGAAGAGAAAGAUCAAAUUAUAGUACCAUCAGUUUAAAAAACCUCAGAUAGGUCUCAAAAAUAGAAAAUCACUUUUAUCAGAAAAGAAUCAUCUGAAGAAAUACCUAGACAAGCUUCUCUUCUAUCUAGAACACUUACUCAGAAUAGAUUAUAAUAAGACAUUUUGAGAAGGACUGCUACUCCAGAUAAGUUGGCUUCUGAAAUUGAAAUAUAAACUAAUAACAAUACUAAUAUGAAAAGAUAAGCUGGGAAGAAACACUCAACAACUAAAACAUACACAAAAUAAAUUCAAGAACCUACAGAGGGUAAUCAGAACAUGACUUCUGCCAUAGAUAAUCAAACUUACUUACCAACUAUACCUUAAAUAUUUUCUCAAUUUGAUAAGAUGUAGAUGUUUACUCAUUUUUUUCCAUUUAGCAAUUAUGAUAUUGUAAUCAAAAGAUAUGCAAGAAUACAAAAGUUCUUUGGUAAAAAAAGAUAAUAUCCUGAAUCAUCAAAAUACUCAUUUUAUUUUAUGACAAUUAAGAAAGGGUGGAAAUUAAAAAGGUUAGGAGAAAAAUUACAAGGUUUUAAGUUAAUAGACACUAUAAAAAAACCUUUUGGGAAAACAAUUUAAGGUACCAAAAUUAUUAAAACCAAAAAUAUUAUGCAAACCAUAGGAAAUUUAGGAUAAGCAACUCCAUAACUGGAAGAAGGGUAAGAAAGGUUAGAUGGCCUCCUAUGA